AUGACUUCCCACCUUUUCUCUCUUGAAGCUCCCAACGAUGACUUUUCCUUCAGUUCCAUGGAAGGCGACAAUGAGGAGGAUGACAACAACGACGAUGCUUCGUCCAGGGCGGAAGGCAGCAACACCGCUGCCUCGUCAAGUGCGGAGGGAAGCAACAACAAGGAGGGCGGCAACAAAGACGCAUCGUCCGAUGAGGAGGACAAUAAAGAGGACGCCUCGUCUGGCGAGGGCGACAGCGACGAUGCCACGUUUAGCGACGAGGAGAACAGCGACGAUGCCUGGUUCGGCGACCUCAGGAAACGAGACAACACCGUCUCAUGGGAGGUUGGCACAGGCGGGAGAGGGGGAAUACAGCCGUCAAAGGAGAUGAGAGCAAUAUCGCUCUCAGAGGAAAAGGGCAUUUGUCGCAGAGAAGACGGGCGAUAG
This is a messenger RNA of Colletotrichum gloeosporioides, 426 nucleotides long. RefSeq lists its product as uncharacterized. NCBI's taxonomy places the organism in Eukaryota, Fungi, Ascomycota, Sordariomycetes, Glomerellales, Glomerellaceae. The transcript has a single exon. Bases 1 to 426 code for a protein of 141 amino acids. The record is from RefSeq and is a predicted model, not a curated record.